UAUGGACACAAAUAUCGUACAUCGGUACCAGUACGACAAACUGUAUAGCUGUGUAUUUAAAUUGUAUCAAAAUCAUCUAAAACUAUGAAACGGUGCUUAUGCUGCCAAAAUAAACAAGCAGACGCCGUCCAAAUUUUAUGGUCAAAAGGUCGGGAUUCGGACCGCGCUCCGCCAGUUGAAUAGCCCUGUUCUCUAGCUUUGAUUGUCAUUUUUUCUCAUAUUGGCAGACUCAAAAGUGUCAUUGUACCAUUACAUCAGAUAGGCACUGUUGUUCUUUCAUUACCUGUUCAGUUUAUAAUAAUGAAAUGUAUUUUUACAGGUAGUCUUGAAAUGUAAAAAUAAUGUCUGGUAAACCGGAUCAGUCCAAAACUGGCAUCAGCCCUGCGAAACUUGUGUCAAUGUACAAAUGCAUGAACGAUUUGAGAUUACAAAACAUAUUUUGUGAUGUCACAAUCAAAGUUAAGGACAAAGAAAUCCACGCUCAUGGGGGAGUACUGUGCGCACAUUCUCACUAUUUCAAAGAUCUGCUGAAAAAAUGUAAUAUUGGGGGUGAAAAAGUACUCGUUCUUGAAAAAUUGGAACCCGAGAUUGUGCGCAGCUGCAUCGAUUUCAUGUAUACGGGAGAAGUCGAGCUCAAUGAUGAUAAUUUAGACGAAAUCACUGAAGCGGCACAUCUUUUUGGGUUGAAAGAGAUUGAAAAAAUGUCUGCAAAAAUUUUCAUCAAAGAUAUGGAUGUAUACAAUGGAAUGGCCAUAAGACGAGUUGGCAGGCGAUACCAUUGGGAUGAUAUCGUGGAACAGACGGAGAGGUUUUUGAAAUCGAAUUGCAUUAAAGUACUCAUGACGGAUGUUUUUGUGAUUUAUUCAAAGGAUGAAUUGGUUUGGCUUUUGGACAAUAAACAACUGAGUCACCCACUUGAGGAAAUGCAAAUUUGGGCUUCGAUUAUAAAGUGGACGGAACACCACAUGGAUCAGAGAGAACCAUAUUUAUUUGAGCUCCUACAAAAAAUAACUCUCGAUAAUCUGUCAGUAGCGUUUAUGAAUGACAGCAUUCGUCGGGAACCGAUGGUUAUGCGAUCCCAAGAAUGCAUGAAAUAUCUCUUGCAACAUUUAUUUGCCAGGAUUUCUAACAGUUCCGGACCUGAUGCUCAACUGAGAGAAAAAAUUAUGAAUGAAAUGAACCAUUGACUCUGAAAUUCAAGUUAAUUAAAUUGCACUAUUUUUUAUUUGGAUUAAAAUUAU
Styela clava is the source of this 1241-nucleotide messenger RNA. RefSeq names its product kelch-like protein 2. The record is from RefSeq and is a predicted model, not a curated record. Gene Ontology annotation, molecular function: protein binding. Lineage: Eukaryota; Metazoa; Chordata; Ascidiacea; Stolidobranchia; Styelidae.